AUGGCUGCCGUCCAGCCCACACGCACUCGGUCGGCCCGGUUGAUGGCUGGCUUCACGAACAAGUCGGCCCAACAUGCACCUCCACCAGCACCAUCCCACGCCGUCAGCCACGGACCCUCUGCCCUUUCGCUGUUCUUGACCAACUUGCAUCUUCUUGACCUCGAUAAGCUUCCAGAUUGGCCGGGAAUAUGCGUCGAGACUUUUGUGGCGGGCGGUUCGAGUGCACAGGGUCAGAAGAAGAGGGUGCAGUGUGUCGAGUGGGCUCUCUUCCAGCUCUUUGCCCUGUGGGAUCCUGAAGAGACCAAGAAGAAGCUGAAACCCUUCUUUCCUCCCCUCGAUCAGGUCCAGUCGAUCAACCUUCGAGCCGCCCUACUACGAUCACUCGAGCUUGCCAAGAAGGGCGGAGUCCUUGGAAGAGAUGCCAUUGUACGAAAGACUAUGCUGGAUGAAUGCAGGGGCGAAAGACUGGAGGAGGUUCUUUCUGCCUUUUCUUCUGCCGUUUUGAAGCAUGUCAUUGCUGAAGAGUUGGCAACAAGCGGUGAACAUUCCGCCCUGGCCCUUCGACUGGCCCUUGAGGAUCGCGACUACAAGAGCGCCAAUACGGACCUCAAUAUUAUGGUUUUGGCUCACAAGGUCUCUGUCGGCCGGAUUUUGAGGAGCAAGAAAGCCGCCAACAACAGAUUCCGCGAUUUCGCCAGCUUGUUGACCGACAAAGAGAAGGACAUUGCAAAGAGGACCGAAGCACUGCAGGCCCUGGAACAAGAGGGCAAGACAAUCUCUGACGAUGCGAGGCUGGAAAUGUGGCGCGCCAUCCGAAACAACUGGUCCGGAAACGAGCGAUGGAUGGAAACUUUGUUGUAUGGCGACGCAAGCUCCAAGAAGGACGCCCUAUUGGGCAUGCCUUUUGAUCGAGUCUGGAGGAGAGUUCAACAAGGUCGACUGGGGGAAAUCGAAGAGCAUGGAAGCGGUCUUUUGGAGCAACUCGAUAGCCGGGUUCGAGUUCAAAAGGAACGACUUGAAAAGUGGCAGAGUUUCCGAAGGCAACUAUCUCAGCAUCAACCUAUGCCAUCUCCUUCAAAGGUUAAGCGACGAGAGAACAGAGAGAAGGGUAUCGACUUUGGAUUUGGCGCUCACGAGGCUUUGCAUUCCGGAAGAGCAAGCCCUAGAAAGGCGACCAUUGGACAGAAACGAGCUUUGGGCGAGGAGUACGACAGUCUACUCCGCGGUUUAGACGAGCAACUUGAGAGCGCAAAACCUCAAAAGUCUUCGGCUUUGGCCUUUUUGCAACGACCUGCUGCGCUGAACGCACCGGAGAUCAACAUUCCAGCCCCAGCUGUGGAGGAAGAAGAGGGGGAGAUCAGUGAGCUGGAGGAAGAGGACCCAUUCACCGAGUCACCGAUUAAGUCGUUUAAGACGAGGCUGGAUAUGACUAGGAGAAUGCCAGUCCGACCAAAGCUCGUCCAUCGCGACGACUCGUUUGCUUCCAUUUCGUCGAGCACGAGAAACCUUCGCAAGCCAUCUGAAGACGAGGCCCGUAUUCUUCGCGCCUCGUCGGUCGAGCGCACCAGCUCUCCAGAGCCUGAGGAGGAGCCUGAUGACGAUCCCACUAUUGCGGUGACUCCUCCACGACCCGAACAUGAUGUUUCGCCCGAGUUGUCUCCUGAACCAUCUCCCGAACCCUCGCCUAACCAGGAAAUGGCCGAUCAGAUCCUCGAGUCAAUGGAACAAGCGUCUCCUUCGCCGAAGAAGCGACCUAGGCCUCGACACACACUUUCCCUUGCUGAGCGCACUCGCCUCUCUAUGGCUCAUGGAUCGUUUGCUUUCCCUGAUCUUGAUGAGCCUGAGCUCCCUAUUGCACCGACACCUACAGAUUCGGCCCCGACUCCAGAUGAGAACAGCCAAACUCUCGUGAACGACGAGUUUGAGGAUCUUAGUGCUCGAACUCGCAAGAGUAUGGCUGGCUUCGAUAAGGCGAGACAAAAAGCUCAGAUUGAGAGAAGACGCUCUCUCAGAAAGUCCCGAGUGCCACCCAGGAAGGAGGGAAGCUAUUUCCCCAAGGUCGAAGAGGAGGACAAGACGAUCUUGACUGAGGAACUCAUGGCAGAGGAGGAUAUGGAGGCUGUUUUCCGGUCCCGACCCAAGAUCAAGGCGAGCCCCUUACCGAGUCCUACUCGUGACUGGGAGGACGAUGAGUACAUGUAA
Fusarium keratoplasticum is the source of this 2202-nucleotide messenger RNA. RefSeq names its product HAUS6-N domain-containing protein. NCBI's taxonomy places the organism in Eukaryota, Fungi, Ascomycota, Sordariomycetes, Hypocreales, Nectriaceae. The coding region runs from base 1 to 2202 and encodes 733 amino acids. The transcript is spliced from 2 exons. The record is from RefSeq and is a predicted model, not a curated record.